Messenger RNA from Aspergillus wentii DTO 134E9, 1186 nucleotides. RefSeq names its product nucleolar protein 16. The record is from RefSeq and is a predicted model, not a curated record. Gene Ontology annotation, biological process: ribosomal large subunit biogenesis. Gene Ontology annotation, cellular component: nucleolus. The transcript is spliced from 2 exons. Lineage: Eukaryota; Fungi; Ascomycota; Eurotiomycetes; Eurotiales; Aspergillaceae. The coding region runs from base 99 to 809 and encodes 236 amino acids.
CAAACACCCAAAAGUUUCCGUUGGAGAAAUCGAUAAGAGAUAUUUUAUUUCCUCAUCAACCACCGCCUCAUCUCCCCUCAUUCCAAUUCAGUAUCAAAAUGGGUCGCAUCUUGCAGAAGAAGAAGCUCAGAUCUGGCUUGACGCCAAACAGGCCGAAGAAGAACCUCAAGCGAAAGGAUGGUCAUAAGAAGGUCAAUGUGCUGGGCAACGCCAUUAUCGCAGAAAAUUGGGACAGAAAGUUGACUCUCACUCAAAACUAUCGUCGCUUGGGCUUGGUCCAUCGUUUAAAUGCGCCCACCGGUGGUAGUGAAAAGCGCCCAACCAAAACCGGUGUCGAAGUGCAACCAAAAGAUUCCCUUCACAUUAGAGGCAGCGGAACUGCCGACGCCCAGGAAUUCGCACUUGGAGAGACAAAGGUCGAACGUGAUCCGGAAACUGGAAAGAUUAUCCGUGUGGUUCGUGACGAGGACAACAUCGAAGUCGCUGGUCGCACAAUCAGCCGUGCAAACCCAUUAAACGACCCGUUGAACGAUUUGUCCGAUGGCGAGAGCCGUGCUCAACCGCAGAAAAAGAACAAGAACAGCGACGUUGUACAGAAGCUUGAGAUCCAGGCAUCGAAGGAAGAGAAAUCGGUCAGUCAGAAGAAGCCUCGCCAUCAGAGCCAGAGGGAGACGGAAUGGAUCACACGAUUGGUAGAGCGACACGGAGACAACAUUGGCGCCAUGGUCCGCGACAGAAAGCUCAACCCGAUGCAGCAGAGUGAGGGUGAUAUUAAGCGGAGACUUCGCAAGUGGAGAGCGGCUCAGUGAUUGAUAUUUUGGUGCAUUUAUAACCGGCGAUUUUGGCGUUCUAGAUGGGUUUGUCCUUCUAUCAUAAAAGUGCUCAUAUCUUCUCUGGGACCGGGUUAUGUCUCUUCAUCCAUACUUUUGCAGGCCUGAUUGUACCAUGUGGAAGUCAUGCAAUGGCAUCUAAUGCAUAUAAAUAUACCAUUUGACAUUUCAUUCUGUCCUACAGUGCUGCACUGGUUAUGUCUUUCAAGAGCUUUACGAAUCUACUCUUGUCAGGUUGGUUGCUUUUUACUUCUGAUAUCAGCUUUGCCAAUCAUCCACAAACUUAUGUAGGAGUAGAAGGAUCUCUGGAACUAGAUGCUGGUGAGUUAGACCAAUUCCAAGUAUCAGAGUGAUAC